Ilex paraguariensis (yerba mate) is the source of this 1680-nucleotide messenger RNA. NCBI's taxonomy places the organism in Eukaryota, Viridiplantae, Streptophyta, Magnoliopsida, Aquifoliales, Aquifoliaceae. The record is from the annotation of a GenBank genome assembly.
AAAAAAAAAAAAUUAAAUUACACAUUGAAAACUUCCACGACAAAUCUUGAGGAAAGUAGAAUCAACCCAUUUCCUGAAGAACCUUCCUCACAACUCCACCGUCUCUCUUCAAUCUCCAUUGCACCCCUGCGAGUCUACGAUUCUCUCUCUCUAUAAUCAACCUUACCAAAUCCAAACUCAAUCCGACGAAGAAAGAGAGAAACAAAUGGCAACGAAUUCUAAUGACCCAAAUGAAUUGAUUUCAUCCUCGUUCUCUGAUUUCCCAGAAGACGUCCAGCUCUGCGUCCUCUCAUUCCUCACACCUUCAGAGAUCGCCAACUUCGCUUGUACAUCGAAACGCUUCGUCUCUCUCUGCCGAAACGACGCCAAGCUCUGGUUCUCUAUGUGCGACCGCAGGUGGGGAUCGAAGACCCAAAUCAAGAAAUGGGGCAGUGGUAAAAUUUCGUACAGACAGCUCUACAGAACCCUCAGUGAACUCGAAAACCUCAUCGGUUUUUGGCGCCGUUGCGGCCAAACCAAGAACAUCACCACCAAUUCGCCACCGCCGCUCAUCUUCUUCGAGUGGGGUUCGUUUUUUAUAAUCGGUUCAAGAAUUUCCCCUUCAAAAAAUGGCACUUAUGAUGUGAUCAGAGCCCCAUUUUUGUGGAUAAGUAUCACACGCAAUGGUGGAUCCAUCAGCUUCAUCGAUCUGGAGUGUAGACCCGAAUUAUCUGAGAAUUUGGUUAACAACUCGGGUGAUUUUGGGUGCUUGGAAAAUGAAUUGGUGCCAGUAAAUGUGAGUUUCAUGGGGAAAUCUCACGUUGUUGUCGAGGAAAAUUUGGGUUUUUCUUAUUCGAAUCCGGUUCAGAGGGUUUUGAAUUCGGGGAAUGUGAGGGGAGAAGAGUGUGGGGUUGUGGAGGAGGUUGCUGGGUCUCCACCGGACCGAUUGAUGUCGGAGAUUUAUCAGUAUUUUGCAAACAGGACGAGUCCGGGAGGGAAUGGUGCAGCGAGGAGACAGAGGAGGAGAGAGAAGGAAAGGCAGGGGAGAAGGAAAUGGGAACCGGAGCAUUUCGUCAAGAUUGAAAAUUGUUCGCCCACGGCUUCGCGGCCACUGCAGGGCUUAUGGAAGGGUAUUUGUGAUGAUAUGAACUUGGAUUUUUACCUCGUGGUGUAUGAUGACAUUGGGGGUAUUGCCUGCCGAAGAGUCGGGGAUGCGUCUAAACCUUUCUCAGGUUAUGACCCAGUAUUUUGGACAUCAAAUACUACAUUCAUUGAGUCUCCAUUGCCAUUUGAAGAAGAGUAUAUAUAUAACAGUCGUGUGCAUCUUCGGCCACCUCCAGCAGCAGAUGACGAUCAUGGACAUCCCUCUUCAGAUAAUGAAGCAGUCUCGCACAUUCUUCACAUCAACUCAAGUUAUGAUCUGGUUAUUGCAGACUUGGCAGGAACUAUAGCGAAUUCUUGGCUGGUCGAGGGAAGGAUUUGGCAGUAUGAGAAUGGAACAUUUGGAUUUGGGUUUCUUCGUAACCAUUACGUUACAGACUUGAAGCACAUUGCCUGGAAUGGUUGUCUUCUGGAUGCAAUUGAAUUUAGUAAUAGUUGAUAUCAUUGUUUAGGAUCAUCAUUUGUACAAAAUAACUUUGUGUACGGAUACCUUUGUGCACUAUGACUUAUGUAACAUCUUCACAUGAAAUUAAUAUUGUG